CAACGAUUGGCAACGUUACGAUCGGAACACGGCGACUUUCAUUUCGCACAGGACUUGGCAAACAGCAAUGAGGGGUCGGUGCCUGUACCUCGCGGUUCAUCGUUGAAACGUCAGAAAGUGGAACCAAAAGGGAUUGCGAAGUUUUUCAUCCAGAAGUAGGCAGCUUAGUGGCGUGUUACGAUCGGGGAAAAGCCAUGAUGAUAUAUGUAUGAUAAUCAUGCCUCUGCAAGAGAAUGAGCUAUAUCGGUGGCAUGGAGUGCACAGAUUUACACAGAUCCACCAUCAAAACCUCAAUUGCCGAGUCCCGACACAGUCAUAUGAAGAGAGAAAUGAAGAUUCGAUCAAAACGCUGUCGUUCGUUCGUUCAACCCUCGAGGCAUACGUCAUUCAUUAUCAUGCUCUCGAAUUCCCAUUUCACGCCCUUCUCUACUGCUCAGGCAAAUGGAUUGAUCGUCGUUCCCGCGUUUGCCUUACUAUCUGCGCUAGCACUCGCUUUCAUAGUUUUCAGAAGUAUCCACCUCGUGGUAAUCCCCUCAUUCCAGCGUAACGGGCCGGCGUGCAGAGCUCCGGAGAACCUAUUCUUCCGUACUCAACUAGGCCAUUAUGCUGCAUCCCUUGUUUUAAGCAAUGUUUUCCUCACUGCAGCUGGGCUUAUGGAGUUUUUCUGGGUCAAACAAUCUGGCAUCCAUCAAGGUAGCACUUUUGCUGUCCUGAUGCAGAUAGGUUACUGGUCCACCUGUUUCUUCUCUGGUGCUAUCGGUGUCCACACGUGCAACUCUCUGGUAUUUCGUCUCUACCAAAUUAGUUAUCUGAGCGUUGUGGUCAUCGCCUUCGGAUGGAUCAUGUCGCUGCUGAUUGCACUGGCACCCAUCAGCCAAGCUGAUGUCUAUGGUCCAGUCACUGUUUCGUGUGGCGUCAUGACGGCAUAUCCCGGCAAGAUAUUUGGGCUUGAAGCUUUUCCGGUCAUUCUUGUCUCUGUGCUUUUGGUCAUUAUUUACUCCCCGAUUUUCCUUUUUCUCGGGGGUAUUCUGCAUGUCAAAGGGGGUAUCAAGUUGACUUGCAAGGCCCAGGGACGAUGGUGUGCUGUGACCGACUCGGAGGAAUAUCACCGCUUCUUGGCAGCUGUCGCAAAGACGAUUUCUCCUGUCUUGACUUCCUGUCUAGCAUUUGUCUCCCUCUUGUUGCCGAUCGCGGUUGUAAAUAUGGCACAAUCUUCUGGUCGUGUUAUCCCAUUUGGAGUAGGAGUAUUUGCGCAUGUAUGCUGUUCUAUGCUUGGGCUUGUCAAUGUCGGACUUAUGUACAACACCUUCCGUGUGCUCAGCCCAGUCUUCCAU
Messenger RNA from Suillus plorans, 1334 nucleotides. RefSeq lists its product as uncharacterized. The annotation marks the transcript as partial. NCBI's taxonomy places the organism in Eukaryota, Fungi, Basidiomycota, Agaricomycetes, Boletales, Suillaceae. The record is from RefSeq and is a predicted model, not a curated record. The transcript has 9 exons.